Ochotona princeps (American pika) is the source of this 1561-nucleotide messenger RNA. RefSeq names its product dual specificity phosphatase 9 (gene DUSP9). Gene Ontology annotation, cellular component: cytosol; cytoplasm. Lineage: Eukaryota; Metazoa; Chordata; Mammalia; Lagomorpha; Ochotonidae. The coding region runs from base 289 to 1488 and encodes 399 amino acids. The record is from RefSeq and is a predicted model, not a curated record. The transcript has 5 exons. Gene Ontology annotation, biological process: negative regulation of MAPK cascade; protein dephosphorylation. Gene Ontology annotation, molecular function: MAP kinase tyrosine/serine/threonine phosphatase activity; protein tyrosine/threonine phosphatase activity.
GGGAGGAGGCGGCGGCGGAGGCGGCGGCGGAGGCGGGAUUUGGAGUUUCCCUCCGCAGCAGCGGCGGCGGCCUCUCAGCUGCAAGCGAGGCCGCCGCCCGGGACUCCGGUAGCCUUCGGCAGUGGUGGUGGCGCUUCCCGCCGCCCAAGAUUCGGGAAGUUCCCGGCCACUACGCGCGGAGCCCAGCCCAUCAAAGAAACCUGUCUCAGCUCUCCUUUCAUUGUCUCCGUGGAUCAUCCCAUCUGAGAACUGGUUUGGUCUCCCUGCUCAUUGUCCAUCUACCCUACUAUGCUGGGAGCACCAGCGCCCGCCGACCGACGUACAAGAAGCCCCGCGCCCAUGGAGGGCCUAGGCCGUUCCUGCCUUUGGCUGCGCCAGGAGCUGGCGCCCUCGCGGCCGGGGCUGCUGCUGCUGGACUGCCGCAGCCGCGAGCUGUACGAAGCGGCUCGCAUCGGCGGAGCGCUCAGCGUGGCCCUGCCCGCGCUCCUGCUGCGCCGCCUGCGCAGGGGCAGCCUGUCGGUGCGCGCGCUGCUGCCCGGGUCGCAGCCGCAGCCGCAGCCGCCGGCCCCGGUGCUCCUCUACGACCAGACCGGGGGCCGGCGCCGGCGCGGGGAAGCCGACGCUGAGGCGGAAGAGUGGGAAGCCGACUCGGUGCUGGGCAUCCUGCUCCAGAAGCUGCGAGAGGAAGGCUACCUGGCUUACUACCUACAGGGUGGCUUCAGCAGAUUUCAGGCCGAGUGUCCACAGCUGUGUGAGAGUAGCCUUGGCAGCCCCGGAGGCUCCAGCACAGCUACGCUGCGCAGCCCGGCGCCCGUGGUGGGGCUGGGCGCCCUGUGCCUCACCUCCGACUGCUCCGAGACAGAGCCUGAGCGCGACUCCCUGACCUGUGGCCUGGACUCGGACGGUAGCACGCCCCCGCCGCUGGGCUUGCUACGCGCCUUUCCUGUGCAGAUCCUGCCCAACCUCUACCUAGGCUGUGCCCGUGAUUCAGCCAACUUGGAGAGCUUGGCCAGGCUGGGCAUCCGCUACAUCCUCAAUGUCACCCCCAACCUCCCCAAUCUGUUCGAGAAGAAUGGGGACUUUCACUACAAGCAGAUCCCCAUUUCUGACCACUGGAGCCAGAAUCUAUCGCAGUUCUUUCCAGAGGCCAUUGCUUUCAUUGACGAAGCCUUGUCCCAGAACUGUGGUGUGCUCGUCCACUGCCUGGCAGGAGUCAGCCGCUCCGUCACUGUCACCGUGGCCUACCUCAUGCAGAAGCUGCACCUGUCACUCAACGACGCCUACGACCUGGUCAAGAGAAAGAAGUCUAACAUCUCACCCAACUUCAACUUCAUGGGGCAGCUGCUAGACUUGGAGCGCAGCCUGCGGCUGCAGGAGAGGCGCUCCCAGGCAGUGGGCAGCGGGGGGCAUGAGUCUACCACCUCUGACCCGCCCUCCUUCUUCACCACCCCCACCAGUGAUGGGGUCUUUGAGCUGGACCCCACAUAAGGUCCUAUAGUGUUGCUGGGCUGGUCCCUCACCCUUGCCCGCAAGAGGGUACUCUGACCACCCACAUGGUCGA